AUGGGAGAGGAAGGAGUUAUAGACAAUGCUCCCUUGAUUGAUCACUACUCAUCUUCUGGCGAAGUUUUUGUUAAUGAGUCUUUCAGAAGAACAGGUAACGUGUGGAGCGCGGCGGCGCAUAUAAUAACCGGAGUGAUAGGAGCAGGUGUAUUGUCACUAUCAUGGUCUGUGGCGCAAUUAGGAUGGAUUGCAGGUCCUAUCUGUAUUCUAAUAUUUGCAGCCACUACCUUCAUUUCAACAUACCUUCUUUCUGAUUGUUAUAGAUUUCAGCAUCCUCAACAUGGGAGCAUUAGGUGCUCCUCUUACAUGGAUGCUGUCAAUUUGUACCUUGGAGAAAUAAAGGGAAAGGUGUGUGGAGUGUUGGUGCAUGUGAGCUUAUGUGGUGCUGCAUGUGCCUAUGUCAUUACAUCUGCUACCAGCAUCAGAGCGAUUUUGAAAUCAAAUUGUUACCAUAAGGAAGGGCAUGAAGCACCUUGUGAAUAUGGGGAUGCUAUGUAUAUGUUGCUGUUUGGACUUGUUCAGGUCAUAAUGUCAUUCAUACCAGAUUUCCACAACAUGGCCUUGCUUUCCGUUGUUGCAGCUAUUAUGUCGUUUUCAUACUCAUCUAUUGGACUAGGACUUGGCAUCACAAAAGUUAUAGAAAAUGGAAGAGUUAUGGGGAGUGUAACUGGAAUACCAGCUUCAAAUAUUGCAGAUAAGUUAUGGUUAGUUUUCCAAGCACUUGGUGAUAUUGCUUUUGCCUAUCCAUUCACUUGCAUCCUCCUUGAGAUACAGGAUACUUUAAAGUCUCCUCCAUCAGAAAACAAGACCAUGAAAAAGGCCUCCAUGAUUGCAAUCUUCAUUACAACAUUCUUCUACCUUUGUUGCGCGUGUUUUGGAUACGCAGCUUUUGGAAACCAAACACCUGGAAACCUCUUGACAGGUUUUGGUUUUUACGAACCUUAUUGGCUCAUCGACUUUGCAAAUGCUUGCAUUGUUCUUCAUUUAGUUGGAGGAUAUCAGAUUUAUAGCCAACCGAUAUAUAGUGCCGCUGAUAAAUGGUGUUCGAGAAGAUAUCCCAACAGCGGUUUUGUGAAUAAUUUCUUCAGAUUGGAACUGCCUUUUUUACCGGCUUUUCAGCUAAACAUAUUUCGGAUAUGUUUUAGAACAGGUUAUGUGAUUUCCACAACUGGACUUGCAAUCAUGUUUCCUUACUUCAAUCAAGUUCUAGGAGUGCUCGGAGCAAUAGGAUUUUGGCCAUUGACUGUAUAUUUUCCAGUAGAGAUGUACUUUUUACAGAAUAAAGUUGAAGCUUGGUCUACAAAAUGGAUUCUUCUUAGGAUUUUUAGCUUUGCUUGCUUUUUGAUCACACUAGUGAGUCUUGUUGGAUCACUUGAAGGAAUCAUAAGUCAGAAACUAAGCUGA
Messenger RNA from Lathyrus sativus (Indian pea), 1404 nucleotides. The record is from the annotation of a GenBank genome assembly. Lineage: Eukaryota; Viridiplantae; Streptophyta; Magnoliopsida; Fabales; Fabaceae.